Debaryomyces hansenii CBS767 is the source of this 3324-nucleotide messenger RNA. It is a transcript of the gene MET10, whose product is annotated as sulfite reductase subunit alpha. NCBI's taxonomy places the organism in Eukaryota, Fungi, Ascomycota, Pichiomycetes, Serinales, Debaryomycetaceae. Gene Ontology annotation, cellular component: cytosol. Gene Ontology annotation, molecular function: flavin adenine dinucleotide binding; sulfite reductase (NADPH) activity; FMN binding. The transcript has a single exon. The coding region runs from base 1 to 3324 and encodes 1107 amino acids. The record is from RefSeq and is a predicted model, not a curated record.
AUGGCUCCUCACGCUAUCGAACCAAUUUCCGCAAACGCAAGUGCGUCUGCCAGUAUCAGUGGUAAUGAAAGCAUCUUAUCAACUUCCAUUAUCAACUCCAACCCGUUUGAAAUUACUGUCGAUCCAAGUUUGUUGAAGGGAACAGCAUACACGUCACCAUCAACCAUUAUCAGUCAAACUGUCUACUCCAUUUCGAGCAAAAUUUUCAGUUACGAGACUCCAGGGGCUGACAACUUGUUAGACUCUUAUUUGCAGCUUUGGUCCCAGCAGUAUCAAAGACACAAUUCUUUUGGGGUUGUCCCAUUUUUUCACAAGUUGCAAGUGAGAUCUGGAGCCUCCAAUGCUAUUUUAGGAUACUUCGGUAAGAACGGUACUAAUGGGCAACCAUUAUCGACUUUGGCAGGUGCUAAUGCUUUGACCUAUAUGCACCCUACAUUGGCCGGGAAAUCUGCCAAUUUGCCGUUAUCACUCAACGUCAGUGCCGUUGACUACGACAGUGCUACCGAUUCUUUAGUAUCUAACUACAUUGCUCCUUUAAGUGUUGCGCGUUCUUUGAACUACCCUGUUGUUACACCUGUUAAUUCUAAUGAUGGUUUAGAAUUGCAACAUUUGACUUUAUUGAACCACUACUUGGCUGCACUUACCGGUAACCCAUCCUUGAACUUGUUCGAUGGUCCUGAAUUUUCCAAGACCUUUACCAAAUAUAACAACUUAUUAUCUGUUGAAGAAUUAGGUCGUUUGUACCAAGAUUUGUUGGCUAGUUCCGAUGCUGCCCCAGCUAGCGUUGAAGACGCAGUUGAAUUAGCUUUCAAUAACUUAAACAGGUUAGCAGGUACUAGUUAUUCUCAUUUUGAUUAUAUCGGAAGUAAGAACCCUGAAACUGUCUUUGUCAUCUAUGGUUCCCAUGAAUCCACCCAAUUAUCCCAUGCUAUUAGUAAACUUUCCUCUGAUGUUGGUUUACUUAAAGUUCGUGUUCCAUUACCUUUCAGUUCUGCCAAGUUCGUUCAACUGAUUCCUUCGUCUACCCGUAAGUUAGUUGUAUUAGGUCAAGGUAGCACUGAAUGCUCAAGAUCCUCUUCUUUGAAGGGUGAUAUUACCGCUGCUUUGUUCUUAAGUGGCCACUAUCACAAUUUGAGCGUUGAUGAAUUUGUUUAUCCAUUAAACUUUGUCUGGACUCCAAUCACUAUCACUAAGAUUUUGAGUGAAUUUUUACCAUCAUUGAAUGUUGACCAAAUUCUUGCUGUACCUGAUAGAAUUAUUUCUUCUUCUCCAAUCACCGCCAACACUUCUCCAGAAGGUGGCUAUUUGUUAUGGGGUAAGGAUAAUGGCACCUUUAUUGAUGUUUCCAAUAAGUUAGCCUUAACGUUAUCUUUGGAUGACUCCAAGGUUGUCAGCAUUAGAAACAAAUUUGACAAUAUCAACGGUGGUGGUUUAUUUCAAUCCCAAAUUGUCUCGACAUCAAAAGGUUUACCUGUUGAUUCUGUUGAUUCUGCUAAUGUGGUCUUGAUUGAAGAUAUCUCUAUCUUAUCAAGCUACGAUAUCUUAGCAACUGCAAAGCCAGGUGCAACUAUCUUACUUGUCAAUCAUAAACCAAUAAAGAACUCGGUUGAAGAAGAUAUUAUUCCUAAGUUGCCAGUUGAAUUCAGACGUACUUUGGCUAAGAACCAUAAUCAAUUGGUUUUGGUUGAUAACACAAUUUUAGACGAUUUAGAUGCCCUGAAUGAUUCUACUAAGGGAUUCUCAGGUGACUUCUUGGUUCAAUUAGCCUUCUGGAGAGCAUCAUUGCCUGAAUUGGAUGGCUUUAUUGUUAACAAAUUGUUACAAGCCAACGGUAAUGGUUUCGAAUUAUUGGCAUCUGUUUUAGAUAAGUUUAUCAACACUGUUGACGAAAAGAAUGGUUUGAAAGAAAUUAAGGUUUUACCUGAAUGGAUUGACUUAGAAGACGACCCUGUCGAAAAGAAAGAAGAAGAAGAAGAAGUAGAAGAAGCUGGUCCAUUGCCAUUCUUCCCAACUGAAUCUUCAUUCUUCCCUAACCCACGUACUGAUUCUACUGGUGUCGAAGAAACUGUCCAUGCUGGAUACAAGGACUUAGCAACUAAAUUGACUUUCCCAGAAGCCUAUGAUGUUAAGCAAGAAUUAAGACCAGAUUUACCUGUCAAAAAUUUUGUUGUUAAAGUCCAAGAAUCAAAAAGACUUACACCAUCAGAGUAUUCGAGAAAUAUUUUCCAUAUUGAGUUUGAUACCACUGGUACUGGCUUAACUUAUGAAAUCGGUGAAGCCUUAGGUAUCCACGGACGUAACCCAACUAAGGCAGUUGACGAAUUCUUGAAGUUCUACAAUGUUGACCCUGAAUCGUUAGUGGAAAUUUCUAAUAAGGAAGAUCAAUCAAUCUUCGAAAUUAGAUCUGCUAGACAGGCAUUAAGUGAAGGCGUUGAUUUCUUAGGUAAGCCACCAAAGAGAUUCUACGAAGCUUUAGCUGAGUUUACUACCAACCCUAAGGAGAAGGAACACUUAGAAAACUUGUCUAGUGGCGCAGGUGCUGAAGAAUUGAAGAAGAGACAAGAUGUUGAUUUCUCUACUUACGUUGACAUUUUGGAAGAAUUCCCAUCUGCAAGACCUUCAUUCUCUGACUUGGUAAAGAUCAUAGCUCCUUUGAAAAGAAGAGAAUACUCUAUUGCUUCUUCUCAAAAAAUUCAUCCAAAUGCUGUGCAUUUAUUGAUUGUUGUUGUUGAUUGGGUUGAUCCAAAGGGUCGUACCAGAUUUGGACACUGUUCCAAAUAUUUAUCAGACUUGAACAUUGGCGAUGAAUUGGUUGUAAGUGUCAAGCCUUCCGUUAUGAAAUUACCACCAUUAUCGACUCAACCAAUCGUUAUGUCUGGUUUGGGUACUGGUUUAGCUCCAUUCAAGGCCUUCAUCGAAGAAAAGAUCUGGCAACAACAACAAGGAAUGGAAAUUGGUGACAUCUACUUAUACAUGGGUUCUAGACACAAGAAGGAAGAAUAUCUUUACGGUGAACUCUGGGAAGCAUAUAUGUCUGCCGGUGUAUUAACCCACAUUGGGGCUGCUUUCUCGAGAGAUCAACCACAAAAGAUCUAUAUCCAAGAUAAGAUCAGAGAAAAUAUUGAAGAAUUGACUGACGCAAUUGUCACCAAAAACGGUUCGUUCUACUUAUGUGGUCCAACUUGGCCUGUUCCUGAUAUCACUGCUUGUUUGGAAGACGUUAUUGCUAAUGGUGCCAAACUUGAAGGUAAAGAAAUCAAGGAUGUCGCUAAGGUUGUGGAAGACAUGAAAGAGGAUGGUCGUUACAUCUUAGAAGUUUAUUAG